Molecule: messenger RNA, 619 nt
Organism: Rhipicephalus microplus (southern cattle tick)
Lineage: Eukaryota; Metazoa; Arthropoda; Arachnida; Ixodida; Ixodidae
Product: putative sodium-dependent multivitamin transporter
Biological process (GO): transmembrane transport; sodium ion transport
Cellular component (GO): membrane
Molecular function (GO): symporter activity
Source: RefSeq, a predicted model, not a curated record
GACUCGGAAACGGUAGAACGGUGCUGGCUUCGCCGGCUGACGUUGGCUUCGAGACUAGUGCGACGUUGCAACUGAAGCACGUGAGAGAACGGGACGGCAACGAGCCAGUGCCAUGUCGUCGGAAAAAAGCCUCGACACGGCCGACUGCGUAGUCUUUGGUGUGCUGACCGCUGUGGGAUACAUCGUCGGCAUAUACUUCUCAUUUGCCCGCCGACGGCAAAAGCUGGCGUCCAGCGACGGGGAUGUCCCCGGCGCCGAUUAUGAAGCAUUCCUGGGCGGACAAAGCCUCCCAUCUGUUGCUCUGGCCGUCUCCGUCGUGGCGUCCGUGGCGAAUGGAAUGAACGUGGUGGGAUUCGUGGGUCACUACUACGCGUACGGUUUCCACGCACUGUGGAUCCUGGCGGGAACUGCAUUUGCGACCACGUUUGCGGUGGUUGUGAUGAUUCCGUUGCUCUAUCGGCUUCGCGUUGCGUCAAUUUUCCAGUACCUUCGAAUGCGUUUCGAUAACAAAGUUGGAAUCACGGCAAGCGUCGUCUACUUCGUACUCAGCCAAACACUCGGUGCAGUUGGAAUUUACAGCGCCGCAAUUGGAUUAGCUACAACUUACUCGCUGUGCUAA